Ciona intestinalis (vase tunicate) is the source of this 2040-nucleotide messenger RNA. The record is from RefSeq and is a predicted model, not a curated record. NCBI's taxonomy places the organism in Eukaryota, Metazoa, Chordata, Ascidiacea, Phlebobranchia, Cionidae.
AGAGUAAUUAGUUUGAUCUGUUAAUUACCGCGUAUUGAUUAUCCCAUAACGCGUGGAGAUAUCUUAAAUCCCUCGAAGCGUAUACAACUUAACCACGGCAGCUUAACCUACAGAUUAUAAGUAACAUCGUAGGCGAACUUUCCUUCAUUCCAGCCAUCAUGAUUCGAACGUUCGGUUUCAUUCUAUGUUCAAUACUCCCAUUAACACAAGCAUUGAGUUGUUGGCAGUGUCACAAUGCCCCAACAAACGACCAUUGUUUACGUCACGGACAAAUUGUUCAAUGCAACGAAAUGAACGCCAUUUGUUUGGAAGAGGUACGUCACUUCCGCAAAGGGUCAGUGAUGCUGAUUGAGAAGAGAUGCAAACAAGAUCAUGCGUGUAAUAAUAACGUUAUGCAGAAUCCACGGGAUUCCUACCCCAUACAGUGCAACACAAAGUCGCCCACCUCAACGUGUAGAUGUUGUUGCAAUACCGACCUUUGCAAUACGGGGCUACUGGCAUGCUGGAACAAUAUGGCGCAGUUCGACAGCCCAGAUGACGUUGUUGCAACAUGCGCCUCCCGACCCACGAUUCCAUCCAACAGCAACAUGCAAUGCUUGGGAAACAUGAAAGAGGGAUCAACGUGUGACUUCCAUUGCCAUGAAGGCUACUAUAUGGUGGGGGAACCACAGUUGACUUGUAGUCGAGUGGGUAGGAACUUUACGUGGAAUUAUCCAGAACCGGAAUGCCACUUGAUCACGUGCCCACCACCACCUGUUGCGCCACAAAACGGCUUUGUGACGUGUACAGACGGGAUCAACCUACGUAGUCAAUGCACAUAUUCGUGCGAACCCGAGCACGUUCUUAUCGGCUCAAGUUACUCGGUUUGUCGCAACGUUGGAGGGGAAAGAACCGGCCAGUGGAGCGCUACAACACCAACGUGUAGACCCCUAGUAUGCCCAUCACAAUCCCUCAGACAUGGCAGUAUAUCAUGCAGUAGAGGAAGAAAGUUUCGAUCUAACUGCAAUUUUGAGUGUGACACCGACUACCAACUCCACCCAGUCACUAUAACAGGCAACACUUGUGGUAUGGACGGCAAUUGGUCAACUCCAAUACCUUGCUGCACAAGGCCGUGUCCUCCGUUUGCAGUGAUGGACUUCAUUGUCGUGCUCGACUCAUCAUCUUCUGUUGGUCGAAGAAACUGGUUGAAGAUGAAAAGAUUUGUGAGAAGUUUCCUUGAUGACUUUGCUGUGAGAGAUGAAUUCGCAAGGUUUGGGAUUGUGCGGUACAACCGUGUGGUUGAUACAAGAACACAGAUCCUCUUAAGUGAUUUCCCCAAUAGUUUGGAAAACCUUCUUGCUAAGUUUGAACUGAUGCCUUACAAUGGGAGUGGUACCAAGACAGGUAAUGCAUUGAACCACACUGCUGAUGUGAUGCUAACCAAUGGUAACAGACCAAGUGCUCGUGAUAUUGUUCUGUUGAUCACUGAUGGUCUUGCUUCGGAUGAUGUUGCCGUACCAGCACAGAGGGUGCGAGAUACAGGGGCAUUGAUGAUGGUUCUCCCAGUUCAGCCUCCCAACGGUCGUACCUUAAACUUGGAUCAGUUUAGGGUAAUCACCGGCCCAGGGAACGAGAACAACAUCAUCAAGGAUGCUUUAACACGAGGGUUUGAUGCUUUAGAUGAAGAGUUUGCCGGCAGGAUUGGAUCUAUUCUAUGUGGAGAGCCAUGCUCUAAUUAGAACAGUGGCGAAUAUCAGGGGGUGGCAGGGGUGUGCCCUUUUCCCCAACAAAAAAAUUAUUUCAAUAAAUGAUCAAUUUUGAAAUUUUGAAAAUAUAACAUGUUAAAAUAAAAAGGCACAAAUUAAUGUUCGGUUUAAAACUGGUUUUAUUUACCAACAAUUUUGUAUUUUUUCUCCACUUAAUAAUACUGACUAUUUUAACCAAUUCUCUUGCAUUUUGCCACAGUUUCAACAACUAACAUACAUAAUGCCUAACAUAACCUGUCAAUAAAAAGAUAUUGUGAUCAAUAACGUCAUUUAACAAUAUAAACAAUAUUUAUUG